CUGAUCUCCGGCGAUCUUCACCGGUGCGAGGGCGCAACUAAAAAUCUUUCUCUUUCAGGCUUAGAGUUAUCGACCCAACGCUCAACUCCAGAAUUAAAGCGCGCAACACGUAUCCAUAACCGAAGAUGGCUCUGAAGCGAAUUACCAAUGAGCUCGCUGACCUCGGCCGCGAUCCUACCUUUUCGUGUACGGCCGGGCCGGUAGGCGAUAACAUGUUCCAGUGGCAAGCCACGAUCAUGGGCCCAAGCGAUUCGCCAUAUUCCGAUGGCGUGUUUUUCCUUAACAUCGCAUUUCCAAAUGACUACCCGUUCAAGCCACCCCGGAUCAGCUUCAGCACCCCUGUCUUCCACCCUAACAUCAAUGCCGACGGCGGUAUCUGCCUAGACAUUUUGCGAGAGUCGUGGAGCCCAGUGUUGACUGUCUCCAAGUUGCUGCUCUCCAUUAGCUCGAUGCUAACGGACCCGAACCCGGAUGACCCUCUCAUGCCUGAUAUCGCCUACAUGUACCAUACAGACCGCGCCAAGUACGAUGCGAUCGCGCGUGAGUGGACCCGGAAGUAUGCUAAUUAGCGUCUUGGCAAGGAAGGCGUUAUGGGGAGGGGUUAUAAAAAGGACUGGUCUUUUUAUAUACCAGACGUGAUGGGUCGACCCUGGACAUGGCGGUCGUUUCGGAAUGCCUCGCCGUAAAUAAUAGGCUACGAGCAGCUGCCCGCAAUGUCACAGAGAUCCACUUGCUAGAUAGAUACAGGUUCAGAUUGAACCAGAACUCAUAGGUUACGAGGACAUCAUUCCGUAGUAAAUACCUAGUUUACCUAAGCUCGUCGUAAACCCAGAAAACCCGAUGUUGAAAUGACAAGGUCAUUCGUUCCAUAGUCACUGCAGUAAACGAUGCGAAUGAGGUGGUUGUGGUGGUUGUA
Lasiosphaeria miniovina is the source of this 916-nucleotide messenger RNA. Its product is annotated as ubiquitin-conjugating enzyme/RWD-like protein. Gene Ontology annotation, biological process: protein polyubiquitination. Gene Ontology annotation, molecular function: ubiquitin conjugating enzyme activity. The transcript is spliced from 6 exons. NCBI's taxonomy places the organism in Eukaryota, Fungi, Ascomycota, Sordariomycetes, Sordariales, Lasiosphaeriaceae. Gene Ontology annotation, cellular component: nucleus. The record is from RefSeq and is a predicted model, not a curated record. Bases 126 to 569 code for a protein of 147 amino acids.